UUCAAAAUGGCCGCACCCAUGUGUUGCGUGUUCUGAGUAGUAAGUGAACAAAAUACUGAACUGAAGAUGAGAGUGAAGUUACUCAGUAGAAAUCCAGAUGACUACCUGAGAGAGACAAAGAGGGAUAUACACCGCGUGCCUAGAAAUUAUGACCCCAGCCUUCACCCGUUUGAAACUGGACGUGAGUAUGUCCGAGCUGUGAACGCCACCAAGUUGGAGCGUGUGUUCGCCAAACCCUUCCUCGGGUCAUUAGACGGCCAUCGUGAUGGUGUGACCCGACUGUGCAAACAUCCAAGCAGCGUCUCCACACUUCUGUCUGGCUCCUGUGAUGGCGAGGUCCGGGUGUGGAAUCUGGCCAAACGUGACUGUGCGACCACCAUUCAAGCACACGAGGGCUUCGUCCACGGACUCGACUGUCAUCACUCACAGCCUUACUUCUUUACAUGCGGGGCAGACAGCACCAUCAAGCAGUGGCAGAUGACGGCGGAAGGGGGAGUAGAAGAGGAGCCCUUAAACAUCAUCCUGGGGAAGACAAUGUUCCAAUGCCUGGACCACCACUGGUCAGAAAAUAUCUUCGCAACAAGCGGAGAUCAAGUUGACAUAUGGGAUGAGACAAGAUCAAAACCAAUCCGAACAUUCAACUGGGGCAUCGAUAGCAUCAAGCAUGUCAAGUUUAACCCAGUAGAGACACACCUGCUUGGGGCUACUGGCAUGGACCGCAGUGUGUUGCUGUACGACAUGAGAGGAUCUUCUCCUCUCAGGAAGGUGAUCCUCAAGAUGUGUUCAAAUGCCAUCGCCUGGAACCCCAUGGAGGCCUUUACCUUCACAGUGGCCAACGAAGACUACAACCUGUACACAUUUGACAUGAGGAAACUUUCCAUGCCACUGAACUUCCACAUGGAUCACAUCUCAGCCGUGAUGGACGUGGAUUACUCACCUACUGGACGGGAGUUCGUGUCAGCCGGCUAUGACAAGUGUGUCAGAAUAUUUCCUGUUGACCAGCGACACAGCAGGGAGAUUUACCAUGCCAAGCGGAUGCAGCGCGUCAGUGUGGUGCGGUGGUCACUGGACAAUAAGUACAUUCUGUCCGCCUCCGAUGAGAUGAACAUCAGAGUUUGGAAGGCAAAUGCCUCUGAGAAACUGGGAGUGCUAAAACCAAGGGAGAAAACAGCAUUCAACUACAAUGAGAAACUAAAGGAAAAGUUUGGACACCACCCCCAAGUCCGGCGAAUCUCACGGCAUCGUCAUGUACCCCAAUUUGUCUACAAUGGCGCCAAAGAAAUCAAACUGAUCCGAGCUUCACACAGGCGAAAGGAGAGCAACCGCCAAGCACACAGUAAGCCAGGGGCCAUCCCGGAGGUCAAGGAGAAAGAGAAGCAUGUGGUGGGGGAGGUGGAGUGAGGGGCCGUAUCAACAGUGAUAAUGUCAAUAACAUUGGACUAAUCCUGAGCAAUCUGUGGUGAUCAAGUCUGAAGCAUUGGAAGCUGCUAUGCCUCAAUGAGACUGACAUGUUGUAAAUAGUAUAUUCCCACAUAGGUAGGUGAAAAGAUGAUACCCAUGCCAAACCAACCGUAGGUGGAGGUAUGCACCAUCUAGUACUCGAGAUGUUGUGGAUGUAUGAGGUGGACAGGAAGCGUGUGACAGAAACCAAGGCUGUCGUGUUGGAAGAACAUCCUCCUCAGAGCACAGCAGACAUGGUUGUUGGAUGUAUCCUGGUGUCACCACUCUAGCUGGCAGCCAUGGUUGUUGGAUGUGUCAUGGUGUCACCACUCUAGCUGGCAGACAUUGUUGUUGGAUGUGUCAUGGUGGCACCACUCUAGCUGGCAGCCAUGGUUGUUGGAUGUGUCAUGGUGUCACCACUCUAGCUGGCAGCCAUGGUUGUUGGAUGUGUCAUGGUGUCACCACUCUAGCUGGCAGCCAUGGUUGUUGGAUGUGUCAUGGUGGCACCACUCUAGCUGGCAGACAUUGUUGUUGGAUGUGUCAUGGUGGCACCACUCUAGCUGGCAGCCAUGGUUGUUGGAUGUGUCAUGGUGUCACCACUCUAGCUGGCAGCCAUGGUUGUUGGAUGUGUCAUGGUGUCACCUCUCUAGCUGGCAGACAUGGUUGUUGGAUGUGUCAUGGUGUCACCAAUCUAACUGGCAGACAUUGUUGUUGGAUGUGUCAUGGUGUCACCACUCUAGCUGGCAGACAUUGUUGUUGGAUGUGUCAUGGUGUCACCACUCUAUGGCUGGCCUUAAAGGGUUUUUUUUAUGUGGGCAGGGGAACCACUCUACAGCUGGUUAUCAUGGCUGUUGGAUAUGGCCCAGGGGAACCACUCUAUAGCUGGUAGUCGUGGUUGUUGGAUGUGUCAUGGUGGCACCACUCUAUAGCUGGUAGUCGUGGCUGUUGGACGUGUCAUGGUGGUACCACACUCUCUAACUUCCAGAUGUGUCAUGGUGGACAUAUUUAUAGCAUCAAACCUAUCAGUACAAGAAGCAUGUGUCCUGACAUGCACAUUGUUCCCUUGAACACCACUAAAAUAAAAAAAAAAAAUUAUUUGUGAAAGUG
Molecule: messenger RNA, 2547 nt
Organism: Haliotis rufescens (red abalone)
Lineage: Eukaryota; Metazoa; Mollusca; Gastropoda; Lepetellida; Haliotidae
Product: DDB1- and CUL4-associated factor 13-like
Exons: 12
Coding region: 67-1401 (444 amino acids)
Biological process (GO): maturation of SSU-rRNA from tricistronic rRNA transcript (SSU-rRNA, 5.8S rRNA, LSU-rRNA)
Cellular component (GO): small-subunit processome; nucleolus
Molecular function (GO): protein binding
Source: RefSeq, a predicted model, not a curated record